CGGCCGCCCCGGCUCUGUGGCGAGGCGCCCUUGAUGGCCGCCGCCCGCCGGGCAGCGCGCAGGGACCGAGCCCGCGGCCGGAGCGGGACACGGCCCACACGGCGGGACGCGCACCGCGGGCAGGGUGAUCUUCGCAGAAACUCCUAAAGGCUUCAAAGAUUUCUUUUGGGCAAAAUAAGUGAGCUGAGUUGUUCUGAUAAAGGAAAAUGGAUCCUUGUUCAGUUGGAGUUCAGCUCCAGGCUACCAACGAGUGCCACAAGAUCUAUUACACCCGUCACACUGGCCUCAAAACCAAACAAGAUAUCUCUUCAUCUGACCUCCUGCUGCUUCAGCUGAGGACUGGGAUAACCCUGUCAGAGAACAACACAAUCUGCUUCCACCAUGCCAAAAUUUACAUUGAGAGGUUUGAAGACUUACAAAAAUCCUGUUGUGAUCCCUUUAACAUCCACAGAAAGCUAUCAAAGAAAAACUUGCGAGCCAUUGACUUGGACGAUGCGGCUUUUCUGAGUGCCAAGUUUGGAAGGCAGUUUGUUCCUGGUUGGAAGCUUUGUCCCAAGUGUAUGCAGAUCAUCAAUGGAAGUGUGGAUGUGGAACCUGAGGAGCGCCAGAGGAGAAGGCUGGAUCCAGAUGGGCGUACAGCUAAGGCUUUAAAGUCUCUCCAGUUUGCUAACCCAGGACGACAGACUGAGUUCACUCCAGAGACCAGUAAAAGGGAAAAAAGAAGGCAAACCAAAAUCUCAGUGUUUAAUUCAGACAGGCAAGUAAUUCCAGCCAAGAGCAAGGUGUAUGACAGCCAGGGGCUGCUGCUGUACAGCGGGAUGGACCUGUGUGACUGCCUGGACGAGGAUUGCCUGGGCUGCUUCUACGCCUGCCCCAAGUGCGGCUCCAACAAGUGCGGCACCGAGUGCCGCUGCGACCGCAAGUGGCUCUACGAGCAGAUCGAGAUCGAGGGCGGGGAGAUCAUCAGGAACAAGCACGUGGGCUAGGGGCCAUCAUGGCCCUUGUUCCAUCCCGAGUGGAUGGGCCAUGCUUUGGGUAAACACAGCACAUGCAGGGUUUAGUUUACUGUAAUCUGUUGGGACUUGUCAGGACCCGUGGGAUGAAUGCGCUCACUUUCACAGUUGUUUUCAGUGUGGUCAUGGACAUAACCAUGCUGCUGUCUUUGCACUGUAGUCAGGCUUCUUACUCAUGCAGGUGGGAUCUCACUGAACAGCUGUAUUCAGCUACAAGGUGCUGAAUUCUAAUGUGAUCUAUCCUGAGCCACUCGCUAUUCUUUCAUACAUUGGUUUGUAGAAUGUACCAUCUCUGUGCAUCCCUCAUGUCUCCUUCUCAAAUUCAGGAUCUCGUGGGUUUUAAUCUGUUUUAGGUGAAAGUUCUCAAUGAAUUCACAUGCAGUGUUAAAGGUGCUCUCUUUCUAGUAUUAAUAGUGAAUACUGUGUCCUAUAUAGAGUAUUAAAGCUACAUCUGGUAAAUCCAAUCCUGUUCACUUAAAAAGGAGUCAAAAGCAUUUAGGUGUUCAGAUCUCAUCCCAGUUACUGGGAUUUGAGGUCAAGUUAUCCUUAUGAAUUCAUAAGGGUAUGAAUUCAUAUUAAAAUAUUGAAAUUAACCUGUCAAGGCACUGUGUUAAAGUAUUACUUACUACUUUGUUGGUUUCCGUAGAACAAAAUUAAAACAGUUUUGCUCUGUUAUCAGUCUGUAAUUGGACUGAACCAGUACUUCAACAGCCCUCUCCCUGUUUUGUCUUUUUACUGAUUUUUAAGGUUUAUAUGCAGUUGAAAUGAAUUUGAGUGUUUGUUUCCAAACAAAGAUUUCCAAACAGUUUUUUUGACUGUUGCCAAAAAAACCCAGAUGAAUGGAAAGUAUCUUUGGUUGAUAUAUUAUCUGUCUUCAUAAUAUUAAACUUUUACACUAUAAGAAAACUUAUUGAAAAGAUUUUGUAAAUUAACUCUUAGUGACAUUUUUAUUCUUGUAUUUUGUUGUGUUUUGUAUAAAUUUCCUAUCUUUUGGUGGUUUGGUUUGCUGGGUCACAUUUUUUCAAUAAUACUGUUAAGUUCUUGCAGACUUACUUGGUAAAGUUGUAUAACCUUGCAAUGUGCUCAGCAGGUCUUUUUCUUUUCUGGUAAGUGUCAUGAAUGUUGCCUUGGCAAAAUCCAAAGUUAUGCUUUGAGUUAUGCUGACAUCUGCUGGUCCUGCUGGAGUAUAAGCACUGAGAUGCUACAUUUUUAUUAAAUCUGUUCUAAAAAUAAAUCAGACUCUUUCUUUGGU
This is a messenger RNA of Camarhynchus parvulus, 2265 nucleotides long. It is a transcript of the gene ARL14EP, whose product is annotated as ADP ribosylation factor like GTPase 14 effector protein. The record is from RefSeq and is a predicted model, not a curated record. Gene Ontology annotation, cellular component: intracellular membrane-bounded organelle. NCBI's taxonomy places the organism in Eukaryota, Metazoa, Chordata, Aves, Passeriformes, Thraupidae. The transcript has 4 exons. The coding region runs from base 207 to 986 and encodes 259 amino acids.